Molecule: messenger RNA, 477 nt
Organism: Yarrowia lipolytica CLIB122
Lineage: Eukaryota; Fungi; Ascomycota; Dipodascomycetes; Dipodascales
Source: RefSeq, a predicted model, not a curated record
AUGACUCGAGUUUACACCGAACUGUCAAUCAACGCAUCGGCAGACACCAUCUCAAAGAUCCUCUACCAGUUCCAGAACUAUCCCAAGUGGAACACAUUCAUCAAGGAGAUCGAGAGUGAGCUGAACGACUAUUCUGCCAAUCCCGAGCGUCUUGUUGGCCAUGAUAUGGAGGUUGUUUACACCAGAUACAAUGGCAAGAAGCACGCUCCAAUUGAGGUCCAUGUUCUUCACGCUGACAAGUCAAAGCUGCAGUGGGAAGGCCACUUUUACUCCAAUGUUGUCAUGAAGGGAAUUCACACCAUGGAAAUUGAGGUCGUCAACGACCAAAAGUGCAUUUUCAAGAACUAUGAAGAUUACUCGGGAGUGGCUGCUUAUGGUCUUGAAUGGACCACUUUUUACGAUGACAAGGUCCAUGACUACGCUCGAAUGAACAUGGAGCUCAAGAAGGUAGCUGAGUCUGGUGGGGCCAAGCUCUAA